UUGCCUCCUGGACCUCAGUUCGUCCGGGCGCUGGGCCCCGCCAGCCCCUCCCUGGCCUCCACCCCCCAGGAGCCCCCCCACCCGGCCGCCCCCCGCCACCCGACCACCCCCCCCCUACCCCAGCCGCAGGUCCGACCGGCCCCGGUGCUCCGGGUCGCGGCGGGCCCCCCGGGCUCAGAAACCCAGCCCCCCAAGCCCCCCCCCCCCCCCCAGCCGCAGCCGCACUCCCCCAUGCUGCCCACGGGGACGCCGGUCACGCUGUUCCAGCCCGUGCCGCCGGGCCACAUCCUCACCGCCAGGGUGCAGGGCGUCUGCCCCCCCCUCAGCCAGCACCCGCCCCUAACACAAAGCCCCCCCGUGUCCGGGGGCGCCCCGCUGGACCCCCAGUGCGCCGCCCCGGCGUCGGCGUCCUCCUCUUCCUCGGCGGCCUCGCGCGUCACCUUCCAGAACAUCGCCCCCAAACCGGCGCCGGCCCCGUCGGGCGGGCCGGCGGGCGCCAUGGCCCCCCCCGGCCAGCAGAGCGUGGUCAUCGUGGGGCCCGGCCCGCAGCCGAGCCCGGCCUACAGCCCCGCCAUCCACCAGAUCGUCCUCACCAGCCCCGCCCAGACUCUCCAGAUAGCCGGGCAGGCCGGGGGGGCCCCCGCGCCCUGCCCCCCGGCCCCCCACCCCAACACGCAGGUCCAGCCCGCUCAGACGGUCGGCCACGCGCUGUCCGGCAAGCGGCAUCCGCAGCAGCCCCUCCAGAUGAGCCCCCCCCCUCAGCCUACCUCCACCGAGUCCAGCUUGAUCAAACAGCUGCUGCUUCCAAAGCGGGGGCCCUCCACGCCGGGGGGCAAGCUCAUCCUGCCCGCCCCCCAGGUGCCCCCCCCCAACAACACGCUGGCCCCCGGCCCGCAGGUCCUCUACCAGGCGGGCUACGGCCCCCAGACCCCGCCGGCCCCGCCCCCGCCGCUCAGCGUGCAGCUGCUUCCGGGCCAGCUCCCCGCCGCCCCCCCCGGGGCGCCGGCCCUCCAGGCGGUCCAGCUCCUCCCCGGCCAGCUCAUCUCCACGAGCAGCCCGGGGGGGGCCGCCGCCGCCGCCAUCAUCCAGGCCCCCGCGGGGGCCGGACAGGUCACCUUCACCGUGGUCCCCAACACUGGCUUCACCGCCUCCGCCGCCGUGGCCGUGGCCCCCGCCGCCCCCCCCGCCCCCUCCUGCCCGCCCGGGACGGUCCCCCACCACGUCCCCGCCGGCCCGACGCCCCCGCCGCCGCUGCCCGCCCCCCUCCGGGGAGACAAGAUCAUCUGUCAGAAGGAGGAGGAGGCCAAGGACGCCACGGGGCUGCACGUCCACGAGAGGAAGAUCGAGGUGAUGGAGAACUCCUCGUUGGCAGAGGGAGAGGCCCCCAACGGCAAGGCCAGCAACGGCGACGUGGCGGGGGGGGGGCGCCAAGCUGCUAAACGGCCAGAAGGGGCGCUCAACGGCCCCGCCGCCCAGAGCCCCCCGGCCAACGGGAAGCCGGGCCCCGAGGCCCCCGUCGCCGAGGGCAACGCCGACCCCAAAAAGGCCCUGGUCAACGGGGUGUGUGACUUUGACCGGGGGGAGGGCGUCGGCACCAGAAACAUUCCAAAUCACGUGGCUUCCAAACAGCACCUGGGCAACGGGGAGGUGGGCCCCGCGGGCCCCCGCCUCCCCAGCCCGCCCCCCCCUCCGCAGGACACUGCCAAAGCCCCGCCGGCCGAGCGCCUGGCCAACGGGCCCCAGCCCGCCGGCCACCGGCCCUCCUCGGAACUGACCAACGGGCCCCUGGGGCCGGCGCCCAGGCCGCAGGCGCUCGCCAACUCCUCGCUCCCGCCCGCCGCCGCCCCCUCCCCGGGCCCCCCCGCCGCCGCCUCGCCGGCCAACGGGGUGGCGCCCGAGGCCCGGGGCCUCAAGCGGCCGGCCGAGAGCGAGGAGCGGGGCUCGCCGGCGCCCUCGGGGAUCCCCAGCAAGGUGGGCGUGCGCAUCAUCACCAUCAGCGACCCCAACAACGCCGGCAGCAGCUCCACCAUGGUGGCCGUGCCGGCGGGGGCCGACCCAAGCACAGUAGCCAAAGUAGCAAUAGAGAACGCCACCCAGCAGAGGAACUGCUCGCCCACGCAGGCCGCCGCCGGCACGCCCGCCGCCACCCCGUCCCCGCCCCCCGUCUCCCAGCCGGCGCUGCUGGCGGGCAGCCACAGCCCCCACCCCCCAGCACAGCAGAGCCCCACGGCGCCGCCGGAGCCCAGCAGGAAGGCGGGGCAGAACUUCAAGUGUCUGUGGCAGUCCUGCAAACGGUGGUUUGAAACUCCCUCGCAGGUGUUUUACCACGCGGCGACGCAGCACGGAGGCAAAGACGUAUACGGGGGCCAGUGUCAGUGGGAGGGGUGCGAGCCCUUUCCCCGGCAGAGACUGUCCUUCAUCACACAUUUGCAGGAUAAGCACUGUUCUCGAGAGGCUUUGCUGGCCGGACUGAAACUAGAGGAGCAGCAGGCACAAAGUCCCAGUCAGACCUCCCAGUGCGUAAACCCGCCCUCGACCCCGCCGGCGGCAGGCAGCGCUCCGGCACAACGAGCACCCAAAGCAAUCGUCAAUCACCCCAGCGCGGCCCUCAUGGCCCUGCGCCGAGGCUCCCGAAACCUGGUCUUCAGGGACUUCACAGAUGAGAAAGAGGGACCAGUGACCAAACACAUACGACUAACUGCUGCCUUAACAUUAAAGAACAUCGCCAAGCACUCGGACUGCGGUCGCAUGUUGGUAAAACGGCAUGAGACGCACCUCUCCGUGCUCGCCCUCAGCAACAUGGAGGUCUCCACCACGCUCGCCAAAUGCCUUUACGAACUCACGCGCUCGCUUCAGGCUUAACGCCAAAAGGACAACGACUACCGCCCCCCCCAAAAAAAAACACGUCUCCUGUGACUCGGGGAGCAGGCCGCCGCCGAGCCGUAGCAGGUCCUCAAAGGACGGGGGAGACGCAUCGGGCCGGGGGCGGGGGGGGGGUGCGAGCAGAGGUCUGGAACCGGGACGAAGACCGUCCUCCUGUCGCACCCGCGACCCCCCCCAUAACUCAUCCCCACCUCGUCGCCAACCUGUGUCCAAACCACCGCACUCCCCCCCCUCUUCCCAUCCACUCACAACCAGAAGAAGAAAUUUUUUUAAAAAAGGAAAGAAAAAAAAAACUGCCCAGGGGUCUUCCACCAGCUGCCCACCAGGGGGAGCUCUUUGAGACUGCUUCCCCAAAGGGACUCCACCCACGAAACCCCAAAAAACACGAGCACAUUUUGUUGAACUUUUCUUUAGGUUUUUUGUUUUGUUUUUUUCUUCCCCCCACAACAACUUUUGGUCCCCGUAAAUCUUCCCGAGAAUGCAAGUGAGAGUGCGAGCGACUGUGAGCUGUGGGUGACCGAAAAUUAACGCGAGGGAGGAGGGGGCUCAGGGGGCGGGGCCACGGAAAGCGCCCCACGUGUCGGGAGCAGGAAGACUCGGUC
Messenger RNA from Menidia menidia (Atlantic silverside), 3485 nucleotides. Lineage: Eukaryota; Metazoa; Chordata; Actinopteri; Atheriniformes; Atherinopsidae. The record is from the annotation of a GenBank genome assembly.